GUUACCUUAGUUGUAAAAUGGCGGCGGAAGAUAGUUCCUGGAGGACUGCAACUUUUCGUCAGAGUGUGGUUGUGAAAAUAGAUGAAGCCAUUCGGACAUCUGGUAUGCCAACAAGCAAAAAUAGCAUGGAAAUGGAGAACCAUGUCUUCCAGAAAGCCAAGUCAAAGGAAGAAUACCUUGGAUUUGUGGCAAGGCUGAUUUUGCACGUCCGAGAGAUGAAUGCAAAGAAGGGACCUGGUAUUGGAGUACCUGGUGGUGGUACUGGAGGCCAAGCUGCUCAAGAUCCGAUUGGUGCCCUUCAAAAUCUAGCUCGUCAAGGAACAGGGAAUCAAAUCAUGGGAUUAGGACCACAAGGAGGAGGUAUGGUCCAGCCAUCAUCCAUUCCAGCAUCAAGCUUGUUGCAGACAUUAAACCAAAGGCCGCAGGGGCUGUCAGGCAUGCAACCUAUGCAGGACAAAAUUCCACCAGGCAUUGGAAUGGGUCCUGGUCCACAGGUUGGACCAAUGGUUGGAAUGCCAGGACAGAUGCAAUCUGGACCCCUACCAAAUGUUUCAUGUCCAAGUCAGAUGCCUGGUCAGAUUCCUACCCAGAUGCGAGUUCAGUUGCCAGCACAGAUGGGUGGACAGUUGCAGGGUCAAAUUCAAGGUCAGUCUCUGGGCCAGAUGCCUCAGAUGGCAGGACAAAUGCCUGGCCAGAUGUCCCAUAUGACUCAAAUGCAGCAACCAAGAAAAGGAGGUGAGGGGAUCAUGAUGACUGGUCAGAAUGCUGGAUUUGCUGGUCCACGUAAUGUUGCUUCCAGUGCAUUUCUGCGACGGAGUCCAUCACCAUCUGCUCUUCAGGCUUCUCCAGCAGGUCUGGGUGCUGCUCCAGCCAGUAACCAGAUGGCUGCAUCACCAGCUUUGGCUCCAUCACCAAGUUCACAGCUCACCCCAAUGUCUACUGCACAGCGGUCUGGUGGAAUGGCUCCAUCUCCAAGCAGUUCACUGAACACUCCUGGCCCUGCAGUACCUACCCCUAGUCCCUGCAGCCUGCAGGAGGAUCAGGCCUACAGGGAGAAGGUCCGCCAGCUUAGCAAAUACAUUGAACCCCUUCGUCGCAUGAUCAAUAGGAUGGGCAAUGAUGAUGUGGAGAAGCUGAGCAAAAUGAAGAAACUGUUGGAGAUUCUGUCCACUCCAAGUAGACGAAUGCCAUUGGAGACUUUGAUAAAGUGUGAGGUUGUUCUGGAGAAACUUGAUUUCAAACGGGGUGAAGGGAGUGUGGCACCUCAGGCAGCUCAUUUAAUUCCCUUGAAGGAGCACCACAUUUUCAGCCCUUUGCUAGAGGCCGUGAAUAAUACCCUGCAGAGUCCCGUUGUGAACCACACACUGCAGCGCACCUUUGGUCCUUGCCUUGAAGUAUUGUUUGGUCCUGAAAUCAAAAUGCUCCCCCCUCCAUUGAAAAAGAAGAAAAUAGAGGAAUCUCAAAAUGACAUACCUGAUGUACUUCAGGGAGAAAUUGCUCGUCUUGACCAAAGAUUUAAGGUCAGUCUCGAUCCAACUCAGCAACCUGGCUCCCGUUCUGUGCAGUUGCUAUGCUGGUUGGAUGAUCGUCACUUGCCCUGUGUUCCACCUGUGUCCUUAUCUGUGCCUGAGGAUUAUCCCCACAGCCCACCACGAUGUCAUAUGGCCCCUCAUGAGCACAGUUCCACACAGUUCUUGUGUGCUGUACAGAAGGCUUUGGCAUCUAGAAUACGAAAGCUUCCAAGUCGUUUCUCAGUUUCACAGUUACUUGAUACAUGGGAGAUGAGUGUACGGCAAGCCUCUGCACCAACUCAGACUCCAGUGUCUGCUGCUACUGUACUCAUGGGAUUGUAAUAUGUGAUAUGUUUACAGUUAUUUGUAUAUUUAAGUCUUUCGUGAUGUCAUCUUUAAUGUAAAAGAUAUUUGUAUUCUUAACUGAAAGUGAUAAAUAUACUUUCUGAUUUCAACCUUAUUCCAAGAUGUGGCAGUAAAUCUGUAAAAAUAUGUACCAAUCAUUACAGGGCACAUCCAAGGACUCGGUUGAAACCAGUGUUAUAAACACAUGCA
Cryptotermes secundus is the source of this 2066-nucleotide messenger RNA. RefSeq names its product mediator of RNA polymerase II transcription subunit 15 (gene MED15). Gene Ontology annotation, molecular function: transcription coregulator activity. The record is from RefSeq and is a predicted model, not a curated record. Lineage: Eukaryota; Metazoa; Arthropoda; Insecta; Blattodea; Kalotermitidae. Gene Ontology annotation, biological process: regulation of DNA-templated transcription.